AUGAGGGAUACAGAUUUUGAUAGAACUUCUUUGAAGAAGAUGAAGAUGGCUGGAAGGGAGGGCAAUGUGGGACUUCCAGCUGAUUGGGUGCAAGUUGCAAGAGAGGCCGAAGAGGAAGAAGCUAGAGGAGGUGGGGAUGAGGAUGAUGAUGAUGAUGAGAAUGACAGUUCUUGUUACACCUAUACCCCAACCACACUAAUAGAACAACACCUUGAUGAGUUAUGUAUGAUAGUUAUAUGCCAAAGAAUGCUACUCGAUCGUUACAUAACUGCCUUGGGGGUGCCUGGGAGUUUCGAUCUGACUUUCCAUGAGUGCAAGGCGAGUACAGAAGAAAAUGUUGACAAGAAUCCUGUCCUUACACCUCCGAUAUCGUUAGAUGGCGGAAUGAAUGUUGAUCUAAGCACAAAGGAUCAUCUCCAGCGAGCCUUGAGCGUCUUCAAAAACGUACGGCCUGGAUCUGAUCUCACUCGUUUCCAGCUGCCACCUCACUUCAACCUUCCGAAAUCACUUCUCCAGUUAAUUGGAGAAUCUGUGUACUGCAUUAGUGAUGAUCUGUUGAGCAGGUGCGCUAAUGGUAAGAGCUCACUUGAUAGAAUUAUGGGUGUUGUUGCUUGGAGCAUAUCAACUACACGGCCUCCCCUUGCUGGUGUUGCUCCCUUCAAUCCCAUUCUUGGAGAAACCCACCAUGUCUCAAGGGGAACCCUCAAUGUUCUACUUGAGCAGGUUUCACAUCACCCACCAGUGACAGCACUUCAUGCAACCGAUGAGAAGGAAAAGUUGGAGAUGCUUUGGUGCCAACAUCCUGCCCCAAAAUUUCAUGGUACAACAGUAGAAGCUACAUUGCAUGGGAAGAGGCAAUUGAAGCUGUUGAAUCAUGGUGAGAAUUAUGUGAUGAACUCUCCUAAGCUGGUGAUUAGAUUCUUUCCAAAACAUUGCACGGAUUGGGUUGGUGACAUUACAAUCCAAUGUGAAGAGUCAGGGCUUGGAGCCGAACUGUGUUAUAGAAGUAAUCCGGGAAAGGAAAGAUCUGUUAAGGGGAGGAUAUUUGAUUUUUCAUCAACAACUAAGAGUAUCACUCUCUAUGAGAUCAAAGGUCACUGGGACAGCACUGUAACAGCGAAGGACGUGAACAAAGGGACAGUUACAGUUAUAUACAAUGCGAAAGAAGCAAUUUCAAAACUGAAAAUUCCUGUUGUCAACAAUUCCAAGGAAUUACAGCCAAGUGAAUCAGUUCUUGUCUGGAGUGAAGUGAGCCAAAGCAUAUUGAACAAAGAAUGGGAGAAAGCAAAAGAAGCAAAGAUUAUUAUUGAGAAUAAGCAGAGAGAGCUGUCAAGAGAAAGAGAGUCCAGAGGGGAAGCUUGGGUUCCUCAAUUUUUUAAUCUGUCUCAUACUGAAGCGGGUGGAUGGGAUUGCUCUCCUAAGAAAAAUUUGGUUUCGUCAGCUCCGAUUGUUGUCCCUCUUUGAUCAACUUAGUGGUAUUACUUCUAAGUUGGCAACU
Molecule: messenger RNA, 1498 nt
Organism: Telopea speciosissima
Lineage: Eukaryota; Viridiplantae; Streptophyta; Magnoliopsida; Proteales; Proteaceae
Product: oxysterol-binding protein-related protein 4C-like
Exons: 8
Coding region: 1-1464 (487 amino acids)
Cellular component (GO): intracellular membrane-bounded organelle; cytosol; membrane
Molecular function (GO): sterol binding
Source: RefSeq, a predicted model, not a curated record